AUGGACCGAAUUGAAGCAAUAUGCCUGCCAGGGACCCAAACAGAGCUUCUCCUCGAUAUUCAACGUUGGGCCAUUGCAGCCGAUGGAAAAUGCAUUUUCUGGCUAAAUAGUUUGGCCGGGACUGGCAAGUCAACAAUAGCACGAACCGUGGCAAAGGCCUUUCAGGAGCAAGGCUUACUAGGGGCGAGCUUCUUCUUCAAGAGAGGUGAAGGAGAUCGUGGAAACGCGGCCCGGUUCUUCCCCACUAUCAUCCAGCAGCUAUCUAGCAGGAUCCCGGAACUUCGCGCUGCUAUAUUACAGGUGAUUCAAGAUAAUCCAGAAAUCUCCACCAAAUCACUCAAGGAACAAUUUAAUGAGCUUAUUUACAAACCAUUCCGAAGCUUGAACCAAGCCAGUCUUCAGAAUUCGCCUCUAGUGGUUGUGGUUGAUGCACUAGAUGAGUGCGAACAUGACAAUGAUAUUCAGGUUCUCCUCCAGCUCUUUCCACGUGUUCAAGAGUUUAAUUCUCCAUGUCUGCGAUUUUUUAUCACAAGUAGGCCCGAGCUGCCUAUACGAUCAGGCUUCAGAGGGGUUGAUUAUCACGAUCUUAGCCUCCAUGAAAUUCCGCAGCCAAUUAUAGAACGUGAUAUCGCCUUCUUCCUACAACACAAGAUGGCUAUAAUCCGGGAGCAGCGGAAGCUUCCUUCGGACUGGCCUGAGAAAGAUGACAUUCAGGCCCUACUUACCGUGUCGGCUCCAUCCUUUAUUGUCGCAGCUACCGUCUGCAGCCACCUCCAGAAUCACAACUUAGAACCUACACAGUAUCUCAACGAGGUUGUUGCACGACUUAACGAAGUUCCAAAGAUCGGCGAACCGCCUCUUGCUGUUCUCAAUCGACUUUUCGGUGCUCAGACUGAAUAUGGCCCGCAGCCAUCUGCUGACUACGGAAAUGAUGCUGGUAUUGAGGGCCUACUUUAUGAUCAGAGCGACAUUGAAAGUAUAUUUUCCGAGGGAUCAAUACUGUCCUCUCAAUCAUCCCAGAGCGAGAUAACGUCCAUCGCUAUCUCUGAGUUAGCCGAGUUACUUCUAACCGACAAUGAACUACAGAAUCUGUGGCCAACUGCUAUUUCAAAGGUUGGUCCCGAUAGGUUUCAAAGGAACUUUACGCGCAUUCUCAGGAAAUUUGGCCGUAAUCUGGAGGGCGAAGCGUUAAACGAAAUUCAGUGUCAAGCAGCGCAUUUCGUACGGUUAUCUGCUCAGCAAACAGCAGCUCAAUUAUGCAACCUCCUGAAGCAAGAUAGGAGCAACCUUCCUAUUGAACAGAGCUUGAAUGCUUCAAGAACAGCUCGUGUUAAUGCAUGGUUGCAGUCACAAAAAGUGGGCCACACAAAGCGGCAAGUUGAAGGCCUUCUUGAGGUCGAUGUUACCGGUUCAUCUACCGACAGCGAUGCGGAUGGUUCGGAGGAGUUUGAGCCAGCGUCGCUCAGCAGUAUUGACGAUGUUAAACUAUUUUUGCUGUCGGCCAAUGCCUUUUUGCUCUUGCGCGAAGAAUUUAAGAAAUGGCUAGAGGUGAAGAGAACAGAUAGUGUCAACCCUGCAGUCCAGAAAAAUUUCCAGUUCUCAGAUCCUGAAAUCACUCAAGACAGCCGGUUUGGCGAUCUCGUGCAAUCUAGCACGUCAGAAGGACACCAUCACGAGCCCGUUCAGUUUAGGGAGGAUUGUGACAGUCCGCCUGAGGGAGCUUCAACAGUUCAGAUGAGCACCAACGGCAUGGUGAUAUCUUUAUCCUGGUGGCAGCGCCUACUCAACAUAUACUCCCCACCGGUAGCUGGUUACGAAAGGAUCUACUAUAGAUGUGUUAGUUUUUGCUAUCUCCACUUGAAUCUGUCCUGA
Messenger RNA from Aspergillus calidoustus, 1872 nucleotides. The record is from the annotation of a GenBank genome assembly. NCBI's taxonomy places the organism in Eukaryota, Fungi, Ascomycota, Eurotiomycetes, Eurotiales, Aspergillaceae.